Molecule: messenger RNA, 1932 nt
Organism: Triticum aestivum (bread wheat)
Lineage: Eukaryota; Viridiplantae; Streptophyta; Magnoliopsida; Poales; Poaceae
Product: disease resistance protein RGA5
Exons: 5
Coding region: 401-1720 (439 amino acids)
Molecular function (GO): ADP binding
Source: RefSeq, a predicted model, not a curated record
ACAGAGAAAAUGCAACCUGCUACACUACUGAUUGAUGAACCUGGCGUCUCUUCUUCCUUCCUCCGCGUUGGUUUUUCUCGCCCCUGGUCAACUCCUAAGCGGCUCCAUCCAUCCCUGCUGCUGCGGCUGCUGCUUCUCCACCGUUUCACGCCCCUGCUGCUGCACCUACGCCGGAGAUGACGGGCUGCUCUUCUUCCGUCGAAAGCCUGCUCAGUCCACGGUGAGAGAGGCGCGUUCCGGAAGAGGAGCUCCAACUGGAGAGCCAAGCUAAACACUUACCCACGGCUGCACGUGGCAUAUGCUUCUGGUUCUGGAGUAAGCUGUUUCAGCCACUCCAAGCUCGCUCAGGUGCAGCACAAGCAUAACUGGAGAGCCAAGCUGAACACUUAUCCAGCCAGAGAUGGCUGGAAUAAUGGUGAGCGCUUCUACCGGGGUGAUGAACUCUCUCCUGGGUAAGCUGGCCACCCUGAUGGGGGACGAGUUUGCCAAGCUAAAGAACCUGAGAAACGAGGUGAAGGACAUCAGCAAUGAGCUGAGCAGCAUGAAGGAUGCUCUAGAGUGCCUUGCUGAUGUGGAUGAGCUCGAUAUACAGACCGCAAGGUGGAGGGACGCGGUCAGGGAGAUGUCUUACGACAUUGAGGAUAUCGUCAAUGACUUCAUGUGCAAAAUUGGGGAGAAACACAAAAAAUCUGGGUUUGUCCAUGAGAUUAUUCAACGCCUCAAAACAUCAAAGGACCGCCAUCAGAUUGCUGGGCAGAUCGAGGAGAUCAAGAAACUUGUGCAUGAAACAAGUGAACGGCGUGAAAGAUAUAGGCUCAAUGUCCUCACAUCAGGCAAUUUGGCAGUUGAUCAACGAGUUGUCGCACUCUAUGAGAAUGCAUCUAAACGUGUUGGUAUGGAGGGCCCAACCAAUGAACUUGUCAUUUGGCUAGAAGACGAGGAGAAGAAGUUGAAGAUUGUAUCAAUUGUUGGUUUUGGAGGUUUAGGUAAAACAACACUCGCCAAUGAGGUAUACCGUAAGCUGAAGGGAGAAUUUCAUUGUGGUGGAUUUGUGCCAGUGUCUCAAAAGCCAAAUAUUUCAAAACUUCUGCAUAGUUUACUAAUCCAACUCGGGUGUGGACAAUCUUUUAAAGAUUGUGAGUUAAAUGUACUUCUCGACCAGCUCAGAGAAAAUCUAGAAAAUAAGAGGUACAUCAUUAUCAUCGAUGAUCUAUGGGAUGUAUCAGCAUGGGGUAUUAUUAAAUGUGCUUUCCCUGAAAAUGAUCUUGGUAGCAGAUUAAUAGUAACUACAAGAAUCAAGAAUGUGGGUGAGGCAUGUUGUUUGGGUCACCACAAGCGCAUUCUGGAAAUGAAACCUCUUAGUGAAGAAGACUCAAGAAAAUUGUUUUUCGAUAGGAUAUUUUGUUCUGAAGAAGCUUGUCCAGGUCAACUCCGAGAUGUUUCAGUUGAGAUUCUCAAGAAAUGUGGUGGCUUGCCACUUGCAAUCAUUAGCAUAUCCAGCCUAUUAGCAAGCGGAAGUUCCCACCAAUAUGAGAGGUGGAAACUUGUAUGGAAUUCUUUGAGGUCAGUAUCGGACACAAAUCUCACCUUGGAAGCAAUGAGACAGAUCUUGAACCUUAGCUACAAAAAUCUUCCUCACCACCUCAAGACAUGCUUCUUGUAUCUUGGCAUGUUUCCAGAGGACUAUAUAAUAGAGACGACUGUUUUGAUGGGUCAGUGAGAUUUUGCAAAGUACAUGAUAUGCUGUUGGAUCUUAUCUUGUACAAGUCUGGAGAAGAGAAUUUUAUUACCGUAGUAGAGAGCCCAGAGGACAUUACAGGACAACUUCAAAAGACCCGUCGGAUGAACUUAAACUUGGAUGGUGCAAAAUUGCCAGAGAACGUUAGUAUGUCACAAGUGCGAUCAUUUGCAAGUUGGAGAGGCUCCAUGAAU